Molecule: messenger RNA, 1345 nt
Organism: Bombyx mori (domestic silkworm)
Lineage: Eukaryota; Metazoa; Arthropoda; Insecta; Lepidoptera; Bombycidae
Gene: Rh50
Product: Rh-like protein
Biological process (GO): ammonium transmembrane transport; ammonium homeostasis
Cellular component (GO): plasma membrane
Molecular function (GO): ammonium channel activity
Source: RefSeq, marked provisional
GGCGGCUGCGGACUGCGAUGCGGUCCGCAUUGUACUCCUCGCUGAACAUACUGUGGAAGAGCAACCGGUCGGCGGUGUAUCACGUUCCGACCCGGCAGGCUGGUUCUGGCCUAGCGGAGUAUCCCGGAACACCACUGGCAUCGCACGGGCGGCCUGGGUUCGAAGAUACUCAUGUGAUGAUCUUCAUCGGUUUCGGCUUUUUAAUGACAUUCCUCAAAAAGUACAGCUACAGCGCACUUGGGUUCAACUGGCUGUUGGCAGCCCUAGUCAUUCAAUGGGCACUACUCUGCCAGUCCUUCUACCACAUGAAGAAUAACACUAUUUAUGUCACUAAGAAGUCUUUGCUUGAAGCGGAUAUUAUGUCUGCGACAGUUCUCAUAACUUUUGGUGCACUAUUAGGAGUAGCUAGUGGACUGCAGUUGUUGUUCAUAGCUAUUGUUGAAACGGCCGUUGCUUGCCUCAAUAUGUGGCUUGUGGCGGAUGUAUUUAAGGCAUCUGAUGUUGGUGGCUCGAUAGCCAUUCAUACUUUUGGAGCAUAUUUUGGGAUCGGUGUCAGCAUGGCACUGAAAUCAAAGAAUAAGGACACAACUCCUACUACAAAUGGAAACACGACUCCAAGCGUCGACCUGAAUGCCCCUAGCUACAUAUCCGAUGUCACUGCUAUGAUAGGAUCAAUAUUUUUGUGGAUAUAUUGGCCAUCAUUUAAUUCUGGACUAACGAACACAGACGCCGAAUAUCAAAGAGCUGUUGUCAAUACGUAUUUAUCUCUGGCUGCUGCUACGGUAACUACAUUUGUUUUAUCAUCAGCACUGAAUGAGCACAAAGGUAAAUUUGACAUGGUCCACAUCCAGAACUCGACCCUGGCUGGUGGAGUGGCUGUGGGCUCCGUGUGUAACAUGCAGAUCGGAGCUGGUGGAGCAGUGGCUAUUGGAAUCGGCGCGGGGAUCUUGAGCGUUCUAGGAUAUCGUUACCUGACACCUAAACUCACAAAAAUUGGCAUCCUGGACACUUGCGGUGUGAACAACCUUCACGGUAUGCCUGGAAUCUACUCCGGUGUUCUCUCCGUCCUGUUCGCCGGUCUAGCCACCAGCGACGCUUAUGGCGCUGAACUUGGCACUGUUUUUAGUGGCAUUGGCCAGAUUCUUGUAUUAUAGAAUGGCAGAACUAUUGGACAACAAGCUUUGAACCAGUUCCUAGCUCUUGUGGUGACUCUGGUAUUAUCACUGGUAUCUGGAUUUCUAACAGGUAAGAAACAAUUCGUAUCAACGAGCGAGGUGCCAAAGAGGUUGUGAGGUAAAUUGCUUCCUAUUUUGAGUUAACGCCAGAUGAGCUUAAGUGAAAGAAA